This is a messenger RNA of Peromyscus maniculatus bairdii (prairie deer mouse), 888 nucleotides long. Its product is annotated as taste receptor type 2 member 120-like. Gene Ontology annotation, cellular component: membrane. Gene Ontology annotation, molecular function: G protein-coupled receptor activity; bitter taste receptor activity. The record is from RefSeq and is a predicted model, not a curated record. Lineage: Eukaryota; Metazoa; Chordata; Mammalia; Rodentia; Cricetidae. Gene Ontology annotation, biological process: G protein-coupled receptor signaling pathway; sensory perception of taste; detection of chemical stimulus involved in sensory perception of bitter taste.
AUGAAUUUACUAGAAUGGAUUGUCACCAUCAUAAUAAUGACAGAAUUUCUAUUAGGAAACUGUGCCAAUAUCUUCAUAAUUAUAGUGAACGCCAUUGACUACGUCAAGAGAAGAAAGAUCUCCUCUGCUGAUAGAAUUAUAACUGCUCUUGUCAUCUCCAGAAUUGGUUUGCUCUGGGCAAUGUCAAUGAAUUGGCAUUCAACUGUGUUUACUGCAAAUACAUACCAUGUACAAAUAAGAGCAUUGGGUCGCAUUACCUGGGCAGUAAGCAACCAUUUUAGCAAUUGGCUUGGGACCAGUCUCAGCAUGUUUUAUUUGUUGAAGAUAGCCAACUUUUACAACCCUCUAUUUCUUCACCUAAAAAGAAAAAUUGAAAAUGUUCUUCUCGUGAUAUUUUUGGGGAAUUUCCUUCUUUUUGUUUUGUAUCUUGGAGUGGUGAACAUCAACAAGAUUGCAUGGGUAAAUGGUUAUGAAGGAAAUGUGACUUUGAAGAACAUACUGAAGGACAUCACAAGCCUUUCAAAUAUGCAUCUCUUCAGCCUGAUAAAUGUCAUACCAUUUUGUAUAUCACUGACAUGUGUUCUGCUCUUAGUCUACUCCCUAGGGAAACAUCUCAGAAAUAUGAAAUUCCACGGCAAAGGAUGUCAAGAUCCCAGCACCACGGUCCACAUAAAGGCCUUGCAAACCUUGGUCUCCUUUCUUUUGUUGUAUGCUACAUACUCUUUGUGUGUAAUUAUAUCAGGUUGGAGUUUACUUAAUGCACCCAUCUUCUUACUUUGCAUGGCAAUUAGUGCUGUCUACCCAACAGGUCAUUCCAUUAUUUUGAUCUGGGGAAACCAGAAGCUGAAACAGGCCCUUCUGUUGUGUCUGAAGCAGGUGAGAUGCUGA